This is a messenger RNA of Papaver somniferum (opium poppy), 1075 nucleotides long. RefSeq names its product protein Mpv17-like. Lineage: Eukaryota; Viridiplantae; Streptophyta; Magnoliopsida; Ranunculales; Papaveraceae. The record is from RefSeq and is a predicted model, not a curated record. Gene Ontology annotation, cellular component: cytoplasm; membrane. Bases 177 to 824 code for a protein of 215 amino acids. The transcript has 3 exons.
GAAGGAGAGGGUAAAGGGAUGGUUUUGUGUCCUAAAUAAACGAGAGGGGAUGGGCACAUAAACGAACGACCAACCAGUAGAGACUGUAGCAAACCCUUAAUCACCAUCACGGACGAUACAUCUCUCAACUACUAUUUCUUUUAUUUUUAUUUUUUUGAUCAAAUUCCAUACUCCCGAUGUUGAAGCUGUGGAAAUUAUAUCAGAAUUGUUUAGCUGUUCAUCCAGUAAAAACCCAAAUUAUUAGCUCUGGGUUUCUAUGGGGUACUGGAGAUAUUGCUGCUCAAGCUGUCACUCAUCAUUAUUCUAUCAAAAAACGCCAUCUAAAUCAUGAUAGCACUGAAGCAUUCAAAAUCAAUUGGAAAAGAGUGGGGACUACGGGCUUGUUUGGGUUAGCAUUUGUUGGUCCUGUCGGUCAUUUCUGGUACCAAGGCUUGGAUCGGUUCAUAAAGCAAGGGCUUAAACUCCCACCAAAAUCAGCGCGAGCUGUAGCCGCCAAAGUUGUUGUUGAUGGCGUCAUAUUUGGUCCCUUGGACUUAUUCGUAUUUUUCACUUACAUGGGUUUUUCUACCGGCAAGAGUGUGGAACAGGUGAAAGAAGAUGUGAAGAGGGAUUUCCUACCAGCCUUGGUUUUGGAAGGAGGGGUAUGGCCAAUUCUUCAAGUUGCCAACUUUCGGUUUGUUCCAGUGCAGUACCAACUUCUAUAUGUAAAUACCUUUUGCUUGAUAGACAGUGCUUUUUUGUCAUGGAUCGAUCAACAAGAGGAUGCUGCUUGGAAGAAAUGGUUCAAAUCAUUGGUUACUUUCGAGAAAAAAGAACAGCAAUGAUACUGAUUCACUUUAUUUUAUCGCGUAUCAAUUCUCUGUUUUUACGUGGUUUUAAUGCAAAAGGCGUGUCGAGAAAUUUAUGUAAUGCUGAGAGGAUUUUAAUUGCCUUUGUUAUUUCAACUAGGUACCCACUGAAGUCGAUUGUUCUGAUUCAGAACCUGUUUUUGAUUCUCAGUACAAGGCCACUAUAUUUUGACAAAAUAAAUACUAGAUACAACUUUUCCAUUUCCUUUGUGUGAUGGAGAAAAUAC